GACCAAGCCAUUCAGGAAGAAUUUCACACUUUCGCAGAUUGGUUGCAUCUGGUAUUUGAGCAAUGCAGAAGCGAGAAGAUUCGUGUGCUGGUUAUGGUUUGUUGGAUGAUUUGGAAAAGUCGGAAUGAUCUAGGGGGUGUUUGGUUGGAGGUUUAUGGGCUUGGUAAACGGGAAUGGGCUUCUCAUUCCGUAAACUUAUGUUUGGAUUAAAUUUUUAAGACAAGGGAAUGGGAACUCUUGUACCACUAGCCUGUUAACACAAACCUGGCCAAUACCCUGGGUUACCAAAAUUGAUUCCCGGUCUCGACAUACAUCUUCUCCCUCAUUUCUUCGUCAGUUCUCUUCGCCUGUCCGUCUAUUUCGCCCCUUUCUCUCUCUCUCACACGUCAUCUCGCCUCUCUCUCUAACAGUCUCUCUCUCCUCUCCAUCUCUCCCUCUCUCCACUCUCAGUCUCUCCUCUCCAUCUUUCCCUCUCUCCACUCUCCAUCUCUGCAUCAUAUUGCUCCAUAGUGAAGGCUCCUUCCAAGUAAUGGCUCAUUUGGGAGUGACACGGAGAAGCAGAGUAUUGUUAAAGCUUCAAGUUAACAUAAUGAUAAUCAAGUUUUUCGUUAUUUUUGUUCCUUGGUAUUUGAUGGGUAUAACACUAUUGAGUGAAUCAUAUUUUCGGAAGAGGACGAGGGAGAGAAUGAUUCAUAGACUAGCUAAUUUAAAUAGCUUGAUCAAAGAUAGUGAUAUUGGAUGUAUAAAUGAACUUCGUAUGAAUAGGUCCACAUUUAAUGUGCUUUGUGAGAUGCUUAGAGAUAUCGGAGAUUUAAGAGAAACUAAAAAGAUGAGCUUAAACGAGACAGUUGCAAUAUUUUUGUACAUUUUAGCUCAUCACCAGAAGAAUAGAACAAGUGGAAAUUAUUUUGUGAGGAGUGGGGAAACCAUAAGUAGACAAUUUAAUCGUUGCCUUCUAGCUGUCUUGAAGUUACAUGUCCAUUUGCUCAAGAAACCUUCACCAAUAACCGAAGGAUGUGCAGAUAGAAGGUGGAAAUAUUUUAAGAAUUGUCUUGGAGCCUUAGAUGGUACUUAUGUGAGUGUUCAAGUGCCUUCUAGAGAUAGGGAAAGGUAUCGUACUAGAAAGGGUCAUCUUGCAAUGAAUGUUUUGGGUGUCUGUUCACCGGAUAUGCAGUUUAUAUAUGUCUUACCUGGAUGGGAGGGUUCAGCGCAUGAUGGUCGUGUCCUUCGUGAUGCUAUAUCUAGACCUCAUGGUUUGAGAAUCUCCCAAGGUUGUUACUAUUUGGUUGAUGCCGGUUAUGCUAAUAGUGAUGGAUUUCUCGCUCCAUAUAGAAGACAACGUUACCAUCUUAAUGAAUGGAAGGAAGGCCGUGUACCUCGAUCUAGUGAAGAAUAUUUUAACAUGAGACAUUCAAAAGCUAGAAAUGUUGUAGAACGGUGCUUUGGUGUGCUUAAAGAAUGUUGGGGAAUCCUUCGGAGUCCUUCUUUUUAUCCGGUUCGCACUCAAGGUAGAAUUGUAAUGGCAUGUUGCUUACUACAUAAUCUUAUUCGAAGAUAUAUGCCAAGUACGAGAAAGACUAAUGAUGAUGAUGAAGAAGAUGAUGAUGAGGAUGAUGAUGAUGAUGAUGAUGAUGAUGAUGAUGAGAUGGAUGAUGAUGAUGAUCUCGAAGAUGAUCCUUAAUAUAUUGAAGUUGUUAGAACAAUUCAGACAUCUCAUUUUUGGACCAACUAUAGAAAUCAACUUGCUUUGGGGAUGUACAAUGAGUGGAGAAAUAGAAGUUAGAAGUCAGCAUUUCAUCCAAAUUUAACGACGACAAAAACUUCUGACUGGAUUUAGGAAGAUCAUCCACACUUGAUCGGAUUAGUAGCAGCAGUUAAAGAGAAGUGUGAUUACAGACUGGAGCAGUAGCAUUAUUUACUUGUUGGGAAUGCUACUGGAGACUAGUGUAGUCAAUAAGACCAUUAAUAUACUACUGAAAUUAUUACAAUCUCAUUUACUUGCAUAAUACUAGUGGUAAAAUCCCUUAGUCCAA
This is a messenger RNA of Daucus carota subsp. sativus, 2033 nucleotides long. Its product is annotated as protein ALP1-like. The record is from RefSeq and is a predicted model, not a curated record. The transcript has 5 exons. NCBI's taxonomy places the organism in Eukaryota, Viridiplantae, Streptophyta, Magnoliopsida, Apiales, Apiaceae. The coding region runs from base 530 to 1681 and encodes 383 amino acids.